This is a messenger RNA of Cannabis sativa, 1679 nucleotides long. Its product is annotated as protein trichome birefringence-like 19. Gene Ontology annotation, cellular component: Golgi apparatus. The record is from RefSeq and is a predicted model, not a curated record. Gene Ontology annotation, molecular function: O-acetyltransferase activity. Lineage: Eukaryota; Viridiplantae; Streptophyta; Magnoliopsida; Rosales; Cannabaceae. Bases 346 to 1611 code for a protein of 421 amino acids. The transcript has 2 exons.
CUUAGCUUAAUGCUCUGCUUGUUUUUGAGCUAUUCUCUUACUACCGACUGUGUUAAACAAGAUUGUUUUAUUCAUAAUUAUUUUAUUAUAUAUCAACAAUAGUAUCACUCAAAUAUAUAAAUUGGAUCAACUUAGACUAUUGGAGUGCAUGGUUUAUGAUUAUUAUAAGGUUCAAAUUGGUAAAAGCCAAGAUGCCCUUCAUCUAAAUUAUUGGUUAUGAUUCGUACACACUAUAUUGAUUAAUUCUUGUUUUUCUUCUUCAGAUAUACAUAUAACCCCAAAUGAAUGUAUAGUUUUUCCAAUCCUCAAACACACACACACACACACAAAAAAAGGUAAAAAAUUAUGGCCCAUUUCCUGAAAUAUUCUAAUCCCUUUGGUAAGACAAAUCUGCUACCACAAAAACAGUACUUGAGUUCAACCUUUCGAUUUCUUUCACUUGCACUUACCAUAACACUACUCUGCCUAUUAUCACCUCAAUUGUUCAGUUUCUUCUCUUCAUCAUCAUCAUCACUUCCAUGGCUCAAAUCUCACAUGUUCAGCUUUAGUAGUUUUCGAAACAAGUGCAGCAUUUUUAGAGGAAAUUGGGUUUAUAAUCCUGACAAGAGGCCUUUCUACACUAACUUCACUUGCCCUGAGAUCUAUGAUCAGCAGAAUUGUAUGAAGUUUGGAAGACCAGAUUCUGAGUUCUUGAAAUGGAGUUGGAAACCAGCAGGUUCUACUUGUGAUGAUCUUCCUAGUUUUGAUGCUGCUCAGUUCUUGGAGCUUGUUAAAGGCAAGUCAAUUGCCUUUGUAGGAGACUCUGUGGCCAGAAAUCAAAUGCAGUCAUUGUUGUGCCUCUUAGCCACAGUAGAAUAUCCAACAAAUGUGUCGUAUAAGAGUACAGAUACAAAGUUCAGACGUUGGCUGUACCCAAAUUAUAAUUUCACACUAGCGUCGUUUUGGUCACCUUAUUUGGUCAAAGCCCAUGAAGCUGACCCAAAUGGCACAGUCCACAAAAAGCUGAUGGACCUUUAUUUAGACCAAGUUGAUAAUGCAUGGACGGCUCACAUGGAGUCAUUUGAUUACGUUAUAAUCUCAGCCGCACGAUGGUUCUUUGGUCCCGAAAUAUACCACGAGAAUGGUGUUGUCGUUGGGUGUAAUUAUUGCCUGAAAAACGACAUCAAAAACCUGACAAUGGCUUAUGGCUACAAAAGGGCUUUUAGGACAGCCUUCAAGGCUCUUUUGGGGCUUGAAAAGUUUAAAGGAGAGGUAAUUCUGAGGACCCUUUCACCUGCUCAUUUUGAGAAUGGUGAGUGGAAUAAAGGUGGGGAGUGUAAGAGAACAGAGCCGGUUUUGAGGUCAGAAAUGAAGCUGAGUUGGUUUGAGAAAGAGCUGUAUUUGGGUCAGAUUGAAGAGCUGAGAGUAGUUGAAAGUGAAGGUAAGAAAAAGGGUGUGAGGUUUAGGGUUAUGGAUGUAACUGAAGCCAUGGUAGCAAGACCUGAUGGGCAUCCAAACCAUUUUGGGCACUGGCCACAUGAAAAUGUCACUAUUGCUGAUUGUGUUCAUUGGUGUUUGCCUGGGCCCAUUGAUACUUGGAAUGAGUUUUUGUUUCAAAUGUUAAAAGCAUGAGUCAAAUCAAAUUCAUUCAUCAUAUAACUUUAUUUGAUUUUUUUUAUAAAGGGGUUUUCUUUUUUAAA